AUGGCAGUAUGUGUUAUGCCAUCCACAGAUAUCAAUGCGGGACAGGCUAGAGACUUAAAUAAUGACCCAAUAAGCUACUAUGGCAACUACUGUGGAGGUUUGGGCUAUGGCUGUGACUGCAAAUAUAGUUAUACCUCUGGCUUUGGUGCCUUUAGAAUCCGUGGCUGCAGAUGUGGCUGUGGUGGUGGGGUAUGGAUUUGA
Molecule: messenger RNA, 201 nt
Organism: Saimiri boliviensis boliviensis (Bolivian squirrel monkey)
Lineage: Eukaryota; Metazoa; Chordata; Mammalia; Primates; Cebidae
Gene: KRTAP20-3
Product: keratin associated protein 20-3
Source: RefSeq, a predicted model, not a curated record